Symbiodinium sp. CCMP2592 is the source of this 1239-nucleotide messenger RNA. The record is from the annotation of a GenBank genome assembly. NCBI's taxonomy places the organism in Eukaryota, Dinophyceae, Suessiales, Symbiodiniaceae.
AUGGGCCGCUCGUGGGAGGAUCGCAAGAAAGGCGGAGGAAAACCACCUGGAUCCGGUGGGUCACGUUGGGGAUAUUGGCAUGGAGCCUACAGCCCCAACUACCGUGGACGAGGCCAGGGCCAAGACUCCUGGCAGGACGAAGAGACCCGGCCCCAGCCGGCCAGUUUCCCAGCCUACGAUUCCAAAGACCGUGCAGCUGCUUUUCGCAAGGAGCAGCAAGCCAAGACCUGGAAGACCGGCGAGGACAGUUUGAUGCGACAAGACGAUCCACAAGAGACGAUGACCAACGACCUCCAGGAUCACAUCAAUGUGACCAGACGUUCCGAACAGCGAGUAAGGAACCUCAUGAAUGCCAAAGAAAAGAAGGAGCGGCUCUGGCUCAAGUACCAGGAGGAGAUGAAACAGACGCUGCAACGGGAAUCGCAGCGGCAUGCCAAGGCCAUGGAACACUUCGACAAGGACCUUGCCGCCGCGGUCUCAGCAAGAGAGGAAGCGCGCAGCAAUCUGCGGCUCUUUUUCCAGCGGGGUGGAGAGAUACCACCCAUGGACGACCCCCCCGGCGAGGAUUGGUCUGCAACAAUGGAGGCCUGGCGGAAGGAGACACAAGAGCAAGAGACUCCUCAAGCAGUACUCCAGCGGGCCUUUCAAAGUCGACCACCCACGGCAACUGGUCUGGGACAUCCAGCUUUGGGAAGCUUGAUGACACCAGAGGCGGCUGCACGUUUGCUGGAGGCGACGAUCCUCAGCCAGGGCUUGGGUCAUGGAGGGAGACACCCCCUCGCAGCGCCCUCCACACAUGGCCCUGGCAUGGAUACUACGGCUGCUGUCGCACGCACAGCCGAGGAGUCGGACAACAGAGAGAGGAGCCAUCCAGUGGCGCCCUAUGUCUCCUCUCCUUCACAUCCCAGAGUCGAACCGCCUCCUACCAGCAGCCCGACCUCGGCGCCGAAGGCCAGCCCGGCAACAAGGACUCGACCCCGCCAACCUAUCAAGGGGGCACCUUUGCAGCCCGUGCAUACUCAACAGACCAAUACUUUGUCGACCAAGCUGGAGGCCAAGCGCCAAGCACUUGCUGCAGAGCAGGCCGCUACUCCCUCGGGUACUCUUGCCAAUCCCGAACACCAGGAUGGUACGACCAGACCGGCUGUGCAAUCUCUGGUGGACGACGACGACGAAGACCUCAAGGAGACCCACACCACCGACACGGGCAGAGACGGCCACCUCGAUGGUCUCGGCUAG